Messenger RNA from Mirounga angustirostris (Northern elephant seal), 2306 nucleotides. It is a transcript of the gene MUC17, whose product is annotated as mucin 17, cell surface associated. The transcript has 11 exons. The record is from RefSeq and is a predicted model, not a curated record. The coding region runs from base 1 to 1896 and encodes 631 amino acids. Lineage: Eukaryota; Metazoa; Chordata; Mammalia; Carnivora; Phocidae.
AUGUCCCACACCAGUAACCCCGGCGGGCACACUUCUGCCUCCACCACGCCUGCUUCCGACCCCACGACGUCCCCCACCAGUGACCCCGGCGGGCACACUUCUGCCUCCACCACGCCUGCUUCUUCCCCGACGACGUCCCCCACCAGUGACCCCGACGGGCACACUUCUGCCUCCACCAUGCCUGCUUCCUCUCCGCCGACGUCCCCCACCAGUAAUCCCGGCGGGCACACUUCUGCCUCCACCACCCCUUCUUCCUCCCCGACGACGGCCCCCACCAGCACCCCCGGCGGGCACACUUCUGCCUCGACCACGCCUGCUUCCUCUCCGACGACGUCCCCCACCAGUAACCCCGGCGGGCACACUUCUGCCUCUACCACGCCUGCUUCCGCCCCGACGACUUCCCCCGCCAGUGCCCCCAGUGGACAGACUUCCACAGGACCUGCUUCUACCCCAAUUCCUACUGCCAGUAGCACCGUUGGACCGUCUUCCACGGGAGCCACGUCCAGUCCCACUCCCACUGCCAGUAGCAUCACAGCACAUUCUUCCACAGGACCCUCUACCACUCAAACCUCCACCGCCAGGAGCACCCCGGGGCAUUCUUCGACACGACCCUGUACCAGUCCAACUUCCACUGCCAGCAGUCCCAGCAGUACUACAUCCACCACAGUCCCUGUUGUCUCUACUACCUCGACCACUGUUACAAUAAGAAGCUCCCCGAACCCAACCUCUACUCCGCCUGCAACCACACCACGGACCUGCUUAAAUGGAGGGACAUGGAACGGGCAGGUCUGUGUUUGCCCCAACGACUACCAAGGAGACCAUUGCGAGAACAGGGUCAUGUUCUGCAAGAAUGACGGCUACUGGGAUGGGAUCAAGUGUGUGUGCCCUAGCCUCUUCCAUGGGCCGAGGUGUGAGGAAGUGGUCCCCAGCAUUGAGAUAGAGCCUCCGCCGGAGACUGUCUCUGCCCAGAUGGAAAUGACCGUGACAGUGACCAGUAUGGAGUACACCAAAGAGCUAGAAGACCGGAAUUCUGUACAAUUCCAGAACUUCAGUGACAUAUUCACAAAAGAGAUGAACAUAGUUUAUCUCGGAAUCCCUGAGUAUCAAGGGGUCAACAUCACAAGGCUGUCUGCUGGCAGUAUUGUGGUAGAACAUGAAGUCCUCCUAAAGACCAACUACACCCCAGAAUACAAGGAAGUUUUCACUAAGGUCACCCAGGAGGUGGUGGAAAAAAUCCAGAAUGUAACCAAGGAGCAAAUAAGCAGAAAUAAUAGCUGCACAACUGUACUGUGUUAUAACACGACUGCCACCAAGAUGCAGAGCUUAGCAGUUACUGAAUACAACCCUGAAAAGGAAUGCCGGGAGAGGGUUGGGAAUUAUUAUGCUGCCUACUUCUUCGUGGAGUACAAGGAAAAGAAGCCAAUCUGCAUCAACCGCUGUAUGCCAGGCUUCAACAGCUCCCUGGACUGCAACUUCGGGAAGUGCCAGCUAGAACGCAGUGGCCCUCGGUGCUACUGCCUGACCACGGACACUGUCUGGUACAGUGGUGAAACCUGUGAGUUCAGCACCAAAAAGAGCCUGGUGUAUGGGCUUGUGGGGGCAGCUGGUGCCAUAGUGCUACUCAUCCUUGUUGUUCUCUUGAUGUUCAUACUCCGUUCCAAGAGGAAGUUGAAAAGGCAAAAGUCUAGAGUGUCUCAGUUGUAUAAGUGGCAUGAAGAAGAUGGAGGACCAACCCCUGGAACUUUCCAAAACAUUGGCUUUGACAUCCAUGAAGAUCAAGAUGACUCCAUCCACUUGGACUCCAUUUAUAGUAACUUCCAGCCCUCCCUGGACCAAAUAGAUUCUGAAACACAGAUCAAAAUUCAGAGGCCCCAGGUGUUGAUGACGUCAAUUUAAGGCAGUUUUACAUGGAGCUGUGGGCUCUGGGAGUGAGGAGAUCUUACUUUGUCUAAGCCUGACGGAACUUUUCCCCAUUGAGAGUAUUCAUGGAACCGGAUGAAAAACAAAACCUGUACCAAGGAGGAAGAGGGGAGAGAGUACAGUGCUGGAAAACUCAAAUAGAAAAACCAUGGAAACUCCGAUGGGCUUGUUAGGAUCUCAGGCGAGGCGCUCUUGUUCAUACAGGGAAGUUCUUCCUCCUGCCUGCCUUGUUUCAGCACCAAGGACAGCAUCUGAAUCGCCUAUUAACAGUGGCGAUCACUUAAACAUAGGACUGAACUUUACAUUAUACAAAACUUCUUGUAAGAUUUAUUGUAAUUCAUUUUAAUAAAAAAAUGUUUUAAGAGAUUCAGCAUUUUCUUUGAGUA